AGCAUCUUACAUGCCCUAAUGCCAUUACUUUUAUGUUUGUACUUUCUAUCAUAAUGUGUCAGCAGACAAGUAGGUAGGUAGGUAGAUUCAUGAACAGUUUGAACACUAUCAAAUUGUAUAAGUUUUAAGAUGACACUGCUAAUUUAGAUAUUCGCAUAGAGAAAGCGCCUGAUACACACAGAUGAUAAAAGUGAAAGUGAAAGUAAACACGUAGUACAUGUAGAUCAAUAAACAUUUAACAAAUCUACUACCAUUACGAUCAAGAUAACAGUUCACGAACUCGACGAAGAGAUUCAAUAGCUGAACAAAAAUCCGAGAUGACAGACUUUGACAAAGAGGAACCCGGCAUAAGUGCUCCAUCUCUGUGGUUACGGUACAACGAUGAAGGGCCAGGUGAUAUUCUAACACAAGAUGUGUAUGUACCGAAGGUUGGACUAACAAAGUACACUUACUAUUGUUGUCUACAGUGGAAUGCUGGGAUGAAUGGUGGAGGUUAUUGUGGGAUACAGGAUCAUCCGAAAGGUCAUAAUUACAUAUUCUCAUUGUGGAAUCCUAUAGAUACAGACAAGAAGAUCAAACCUAUUUAUGUUGGACCAGGAACUAUCUGUGAACCUUUUGGUGGUGAAGGCCAAGGCUUGAAGACUUGGAACUUUACUUUAGGAUGGGAACCAGACAACUGGUAUACCCUUAUUACCAGACGCUGGGAUAAUGAUGACAAGACAUGCUAUGGAUUCUGGGUAAAGAACCAUUUAACCUUGGAAUGGACCCAUUUAGUGUCCUUAGAAUUUCCGGUACCUGGCACAUACUUUGAAAAGGUAACCAGUAGUUUUCUGGAAGAUUGGGUAGGAAGUGGGGACCAAGAACGUCGAGUUCAUUACCAGAAUGGCUACAAGCAUGGUUUAAAUGGAAAAUGGCUACCAUUUGAUAAAGCAGUGUUUAGAAUGGUAAAAGAAACAAGAUGUAAACUGUUUGAAAACAAUUAUGACUCUGGAGUUUUAGAUGACACAUUCUAUUUGCAUUCAGGUGGUCAGUCAAUGCCAACAGGGGGCGCUGUCAAUGGCGGAAUGCUGAAAAGAAAGAUGCCCCAGAAACCAGAUGUUCUGCCAAUAUGCGUGAAACUGUCAUCAAUUUCUAAUGAGGAAGUGAGCUGGGAUAUUCCUACAGGAAGUGUUCCACAGUUUCAGUAUAUUGUUUACAUUGGCGGAAAGAGAUAUAAACAGGAAAUAAACUCUGAAGCUAGAACAUGUAAAUUUAAUACCCCACCCACAGAACUUGUUGAAUUGGUAAUCGAGGAUAUUUAUGGGCAUAAGGUCAAGGUUCAAGGUCAGUAACCCUCCAGAUUGUGACCCUGAAACUAGGAAAAGAUUAGAAGUAUUUGUACCAACAGCAAGUCACUGAAGUAGACUUUUUUAAACCCUUACAAACUGUCACAAUUUUACACGUGUAUUAAGAUAUAUAGUAAUAACUUGAUUAGCCAUCGUCGGAUAACCACAGUUGAUAAACAUGUCACAUAACAUGUAAUAAAUGUUAAUGGUUCGGCCGUGGUUAUCAGAGGUACAGCCAUGUAAUUUGAAACAUCCAAGCAGAGUUAGGAAUAAUUUAGCACUUUGAACAGCUACACUAAGUCAAAUUUAAGGGUUUUUGCCCUUAUGGUCAUAAUUGGUUGUAUUUUUUCACAGUGAAAUCAGACUAUUAAAGUGACUGUCUAGACAGUCUAAUUUAUUUUUGAUGAUCUCAAUUCAUUGUCAGACAGGUGUGGCUGUGGUAGUGAAUAGUAGUUCAAAGCAUUAAAGUUAAAAUAUUUGUAGUCAUAAAUAGGUUAAAAAGUUCAAGUUGCAUGAAAUUUUGUGGAAUACCAUUGAGUGCUGAAUAGUGUAGAAUGGAAAAUGUAUUGGGACUGGUUUUGGUCAAAAUGAAAACUUUCAAUAUUAUGAAAUAUCAGAUGAAUUGUAUAUAAAAAUAAAAAUGAGUUAUUAAUCCCAUAUUGAAUAUGUUGUAAUAACUCAAAAAGGUUUGCUCUCUACAAAAUAAUCAAUAUUAGAAGUUUUUUCUUUUGGAAAUCAGGAAACAAAUGAAGAACAAUGUAAAACAAUGGACAAAUUAACAGUUUUGGUGAUAUAUUCACCAUUUUUGGGAUAAAUAUAUAAAAAUUAUUUAAUUUAUGAACUUAUAAAAAAUUUGACAAUUUCAGAAAAAUUGCUGUUCAAAAUAGAAUGACAGUUUGCACAUUUUCAAUGAUUUAUUGCUAAAAAUAAUUCCUGUUAAAGCUAAAAGGAAGUGCCAUAAAUACUGAAUAUUAUGCAUGAAUGACUUGAGAAUCUUUCUUAUCUGAAACUGUUGCCAUGUUAUAUUAAAGGGACUCCGCCUAAAAUAUAACAUUUGAAUUUCUUACAUAAAUAAGUUGGGGCACUUUAAACAGAAAUAUAUGCAAAGAUAGUUAAGAAAUAUACUUUGAAAUAAAUUGAAAAUGGUAUUUUUAUGCGUUUCUUAGCCCGAUUUAUAAAUUGAAAAUGGUAUUUUUAUGUGUUUCUCAGCCCGAUUUGAGUAAAAAGCGUUUGAACACUUUUCGUUUCGGGUCAUUUUUUUACAAUUUGAAUAAUUAUUCUGGAAAAACGAAGUGUGUGAAUGAAUAAAGAUUAGUGGUCUAAACCUUCAUCAAAUGGUACAUUUAUCUGAAAAAAUAUUUUCAGUUGCAUCAUGUCAAUAAACCUCAGUGGAGUCCCUUUAACUGAUAAAUGGAUAUUGUUGAUAAUAUAACUGAUCUUGUAUUAAAUAUCCAAGUUUUGUUCAUUUUUGUCCUGCCAGUAUAUUUCAAUUGUUUUCUGAAAUUAUAUCACACGAUGUUUCAUUUUAUUAUAGUAGUGUUAUGUGUGAUAACUUUAAUGAUGUAAAUGAAUAAAUAUUGUAAAUGUAUCACUCUAAUGAAAGAUUUAUUUUAUGACACAAACAUUUAAAAACAUAUUACUAAGGUUUUUUUUGCAUUUGCAUUGAAAACGAAUAUACUUUAUGCAAGAUAAAAUUUCAAACAAUAAGGCAAUCCACUUCUGUUCUGGUUAAAAAAAUUCAUCAGAGAUAAUCUUUUUGCCAGAAAAAUCAAUAGUCCUGAUAAUUUUUCAUUUAAAAAUGUUUAGUGAAUGAACAACAAAGAUAAGAUAUAAGGUUUGUAAUAUAAAUAAAUAUGUUAUAAUCAAAUUACUUACAGGUUUAAUGAAUAAUUUAUUGAGUAGCUUGUUUAAAAUGAAUGUUAAAUCAUGAUGUCUCAUGAAUAUUGUAUGUGUUAUGAUAGUUCUGAUGUUAUAUACAUGUAUAUAUAUAUCAUAUACAUUUUAUAUGUAUCACAUAUAUUAUACUACUAGAUAUGUUAUGAUGAAAAAGAAUUGACUUUUUAAUAGACCUAGUUCAUGUACAGUCAAACCUGUAUACCAUGCUAUAUCAUGCCAUUGAUGUUAUGUAAUAUUACUGUGUACUGAUGGACAUAUUGCCUUUGUAUGAAUAAAGUUUAUCUAUC
Molecule: messenger RNA, 3508 nt
Organism: Ruditapes philippinarum (Manila clam)
Lineage: Eukaryota; Metazoa; Mollusca; Bivalvia; Venerida; Veneridae
Exons: 3
Coding region: 318-1331 (337 amino acids)
Source: RefSeq, a predicted model, not a curated record